This is a messenger RNA of Naegleria lovaniensis, 1170 nucleotides long. RefSeq lists its product as uncharacterized. The transcript has a single exon. The coding region runs from base 1 to 1170 and encodes 389 amino acids. Gene Ontology annotation, cellular component: myosin complex. The record is from RefSeq and is a predicted model, not a curated record. NCBI's taxonomy places the organism in Eukaryota, Heterolobosea, Eutetramitea, Acrasida, Naegleriidae. Gene Ontology annotation, molecular function: protein binding; cytoskeletal motor activity.
AUGGGUAGAACUAAGGUCUUUUUGAGAAAACCAGACACCUUGUUUAGUUUGGAAGAAAAUAAGGAACGUCUCUUCCAUGACAAUGCGACUCGAAUGCAAAGAUUGUGGCGUAACUACAAGUUGAAACGUUACUUUAUCAAACUUCGAAAUUCAUCUGCUGAUUUGUUAGAUAAUAGAAAACAAAGACGUCGAUUGUCCAUCAAUAGAACCUUCUUGGGAGAUCAUGUCAAUUAUUUGGACAAUGCUCAAUUGCAAGAAGUCAUGAAGAAACAAGGUCGUAAAGAUGAUGGUGGUGUUGUCUUUGGUGAUGUCUUUAUGAGACCAAAGAAGAAAUUGUUGAAGGGUGUCACUUUUGAUAAGGUUUGGGGUUUGUUGACCAAUGAAGCUCUCUAUUUCAUUCACAGAGAGAAGGUUAAGAAGCAAUUCAUUAUGGAAAUGUUGUGCAGAAUUGCAAUGAAUCAAAUUCAAUGCAUUUGUAUGAGUCAACUUUCUGACAAUUGGUUGGUCAUUCAAGUGAACGAUCCACUCAUUGAUGACUUGUUCCUCGAAUGUGAAAAUAAGACUGAAUUCUUGGCCAUUUUGAACGAUCAAUACAGAGCCAAGAUGAAUCGUGACAUUCCUCGUACAUUUGAAAAUACUCUUUCCUAUACUGAAAAUAAGAAGAAGAAGACUGUCAAGAAGGUUGAAUUCUCCAUUGAUCCAAAGGCUAAAUUGGCAAACGUUUCAGGAGGUGGUUCUGGUUUCAAGGUUGGAAUUUGUGAAGGUUUACCAGCUGGUACUCAACCAAAGAAGGUUGAAAUUAAGAUGACCAAUGCACCCUCUUAUCAAUCUUCUUCAUAUGGUCAGCAACAACAACAACAACAAACACAAAGAAUUGGUCAUAGAAUGUCUCUUCUUGAACAAGCUCCAAUUCAAGAAUCUACCUACUUGGCUCAACAAGAACAAAACAGUGGUGGUCCAAAGAAGAGACUUCCUCAACCUCCACCAAAGGCCAACGAGAAGCCAAAGGUUAAGGCCUUGUAUAAUUAUCAAGCAACUGCCGACGAUGAAUUGACUCUCCGUGAAGGUGACAUUAUUACACUUUUAGAUAAGGAUCCAUCUGGUUGGUGGGAAGGAGAACGAGCCGGAAAAAGAGGUCUCUUCCCAGGAAAUUAUGUCAUUGAGCUAUAG